AUGGCGCCAGGACAUGCAGAACACAAACCCUUGGGGCUCAGAGACCUCAAGUCAAAGGGUAGAGGGAUGCUCCGGCUGUCUUCAGGCUCUUGGCAACUGACAGCGACAGGUAAAAUUCAGAAUUCGAACAAACCUGCUGCGCCGAAGAGGAAACGUGAAGGUGACUCCAAGGAGAAAGCAGCAAAAGUCCAGCGCAAGUCUCGAAAACCAGAACAGCCUAAAGAAGCAAAGAAGUUCUUAUGCGUAGGACUGGACAUUGGAACCACGGGAUCAGCCAUUGGCUAUGCGGCUAGCAACGCUGCUCCAGACGAAAUCACCGUUCUUGACCAUUGGGAGGGCCAUGUCGAGGUGAAAGUGCCAACAAGAAUAGCUUAUGCUUCAGAAAACGACUUCAAGACAGACAAAUGGGGGUUUCAGGUAGAGGGCGGAAUGACAAUUUGCAAUUGGAUAAAGCUUCUACUUGACGAAAACACGGUCAAAGCAGACUUUGAUGAUCCUCUGCUCCAGCAAGCCAUAGGCCAAGGUCUCAUGCACUUACCUGAGGGAAAAGACGCCUCCGAGGUCAUCAAGAACUUUGUGUCCAGAGUCCGAGAGCAUUUCCUCAGACACUUGAACAAUACGAUCCUCGAAACGGCUGUGAAUAAUACUCAGAAGCGAAUCUGCGUACCAGUUCCGACCACCUGGUCGCUGGCGGCUCGAGAAGCCACCCGGCAAGCCGUGAGCAAGGCCGGGUUUGGAGAGGAUGAGCGCGACGAGAUAAUCGUCAUUGAUGAGAGUGAGGCGGCUGCUCUGGAUGUGAUCAAAUCGUUGGAGAAAUCUUCUGAUGCAGAGAGGUUAAAGGAGGGCUCGUGUGUCAUGGUGUUGGACUGUGGAGGCGGAACGAUCGACAGUGUUUCGUAUAAAAUAACCUCUCGCGAGCCUUUACAGCUAGAGGAGGCAUGUGCCGGCGAAGGCGCAAAGAUAGGCGGGACAAGUAUCGAUCGGGCUCUUCACGCUCUGAUGCAACAGCAUUUCGGGGUUGCAUUCAGCCAACUCCCAGUGAGCAAGAUCGGAGCGGCGAGUCAUUUCAUGCAGGAUUUCGAAAGUCAUAAAAGAAAGUAUGGCAGCCAGAGCGAGAGCAAGGACCACUGGCUCCGCCUCAAUAUGAGGAAGCUGGAUGAUCAGGACGAGAAUAUUCGGGACCGUUAUGAUUUCGUGGACCUGGCUGCGAAGAUCACGAGUGCCGAUAUGCAAAACAUGUUCGAGCCCGUUAUCCAGAAGAUGUUCCAGAUCAUCCGUGCACAGGUCGCUCGAAUGGCAAAGACCAACCAGUCAGCCACUCUCUCGAUAAUUGCAAUGUGUGGAGGACUUAGUUGCAACCCGCACAUCUUUAACCGGGUCAAAGACUUUGUCAGCGGCUUCUUCGAGGAGGACUCCGUCAAAGUUUUGGCCCUUCGCCAACCAAUGACGGCUGUGGUUCGAGGAGCAGUUCUGGCUGCCCAAGGAUGCUCACCUAUUGUGUGCAGACGAUCUCGGGAGUUUAUCGGCACGCAGGUUCACUGCCCAUGGGACGAAGCCAAACACAGACGGGAAGACAGAUUCGAGUGUCCCGUGGGCGGUUCUAGGGCAAAGAACCAGAUGAAGUGGAUAGUCAAAAAGGGCCAGAAGCUGAAGCCUGAUAUGAAGGCCAAGGUGCAAUGCUAUUAUGUCGUGGAAAACGCGCGCGCAGAGAUCAAGAAGGCUGUGAUCGACCAGGUUUUGUACAGGUGUGCAGAAGAUACUGCCCCAUCUCGGGUGGAUGAUCCUGGAGUCGAGGAGAUAGGCGUGAUACGAGUGGAUAUCACCCACAUUGCACGCAAACGGCGCGCAGACGCCAGAACAGGUUGUCGAACCUAUCCAGCCCAUAUUGCUAUCGACGUUGAUAUCGAAUUGACGGUAUCAAGCAACAAAGGCGUUCUGGAAGCUGUUGCCAAGAUCAAACGGACCAAGGUUGGAAGCACCACCAUCACGUAUACACCAGCUCCAGCGUGGGAGCAUGGUCUCGUUCGAAAAGACGAGGAAGAAUGA
Fonsecaea multimorphosa CBS 102226 is the source of this 2046-nucleotide messenger RNA. RefSeq lists its product as uncharacterized. The transcript is spliced from 9 exons. Bases 1 to 2046 code for a protein of 681 amino acids. Lineage: Eukaryota; Fungi; Ascomycota; Eurotiomycetes; Chaetothyriales; Herpotrichiellaceae. The record is from RefSeq and is a predicted model, not a curated record. Gene Ontology annotation, molecular function: ATP binding; ATP-dependent protein folding chaperone.